This is a messenger RNA of Staurois parvus, 269 nucleotides long. The record is from the annotation of a GenBank genome assembly. NCBI's taxonomy places the organism in Eukaryota, Metazoa, Chordata, Amphibia, Anura, Ranidae.
AGGUAACACUGACUGGCACCAAUGGGUGACAUUGAAAGGCAGCUCAGAUGGGCACUGAUAUGUGGCAUUGAUGUGCACUGGUAUGUGGCACUGAUGUGGCACUGAUGGGCACUGGCACAUGGCACUGAUUGGCACUGAUGAGCACUGACAGGUGGCACUUCUGGGGCCACACUGAUCAUCAGGGCACACUGAUCAUCAGUGCCCUGCGGCUCUCCUCUCGAGCUGUCAGCGUGACAGCUCGAGAGGAGAGAAAUGCCGAUAACCGGCAU